Messenger RNA from Pongo pygmaeus (Bornean orangutan), 1160 nucleotides. RefSeq names its product cell cycle control protein 50C-like. Gene Ontology annotation, biological process: phospholipid translocation. NCBI's taxonomy places the organism in Eukaryota, Metazoa, Chordata, Mammalia, Primates, Hominidae. Gene Ontology annotation, cellular component: Golgi apparatus; endoplasmic reticulum; plasma membrane. The record is from RefSeq and is a predicted model, not a curated record.
AUGGAGGCAAGACCACAGCAUUGCCUGUCCAGAUUACUAGACAACUCUGCCCUGAAGCAGCAGGAGUUACCUGCCCACCCCAGGAGAGUCCUCUUUGUCUUUUUCACAACAGGAAUAUUCUGCCUUUGUAUGGGCAUCAUCCUUAUAUUGUCUGCAAGGAGCACUCAGGAAAUAGAGAUUAAUUACACAAGAAUAUGUGCGAAUUGUGCAAAACUGUGAGAAAAUGCCUCUAAUUUUGACAAGGGAUGCACCUGCUCUAUUCCCUUUUACCUUUCAGGAAAAAUGAUGGCUGUUGAGGAUUGUGCCCCAUUUAAAAUGUCCGACAAUAAGACCCCCAUCAUUCCUUGUGAUGCUAUUGCCAACAGCAUGUUCAAUGACACCAUAAUUCUUUCACACAACAUUAAUUCAUCUGUACAAAUCAAAGUGCCAAUGUUAAAGAGUGGACUUACGUGGUGGACAGAUAAGUGUGUCAGAUUUCAGAAUCCAAGUUCCAAGAAUCUUGCUGAUGAAUUUAGAGGAACCACAAAGCCCCCAAACUGGCCCAAGCCUAUCUAUGACUUGGAUAAAAAGGAUCCAAGAAACAAUGGCUUCCUCAAUGAUGACUUCAUUGUGUGGAUGCGGGCAGCUGCCUUUCCCACUUUCAAAAAACUGUAUGGUCGACUCAAUCGCACACACCAUUUUAUAGAAGGCUUGCCUGCUGGUAAUUAUAGUUUCAACAUAACCUAUAACUUCCCAGUAACCAGGUUCCACGGAGAAAAAUCAGUUGUUCUCUCCACCCUGACAUGGUGUGGGGGUAAUAGCCUUUUCUUAGGUCUCGCCUACACAGUGACAGGAGCUACGACAUGGUUGACCUCCUUUGCCAUGAUGGCAAUUCACAUCAUGCUGAAAAACAAGAAAAUGUCCUUCUUCCAUCAAUAAAGUCAAGCUUUAAAAAGAAAAGGAGGAAACAAAACUGGACAGUGAAGUAACAGAACCAAAGAUCUCUGAAGGGCUGGAAAUGACUGGGAUCUUUCAACAAGGGGAACUAGGUUGACUGAACUAAAAUCAAUUUCAUAUAGAUAAUGAAGAGAAUUUUAGAGUUAAAAAGAAGAAGGAAGAAGAGGGGAGGCAUAAUUAUAUGUGGUAAAAUGUCCUGGUACGGGGAGAAUAAAUCACUCUUG